UUCUUCAAACGGUCAGAACACGAGAAGAAGAAGAUCUGCUGCUUCAAAAGAUUUAAGAUGUUUUCAAAGCAUCUCGAAUCAUUUACAAGUGAAAACAUGCAUUCGGAGCAGCAGGAAGAACAGAAACCCGUAAAGAUAGAGUUUACUGAAGAGUACAGAGAGGACACGAGUGAUCCAGAUCCCUUCAGAGUGAAGCAUGAAGAUACUGAAGAAGAAAGAGAGGUGACUGAAGAAAACGAGGAGAAUGAAGAAUUGAGUGCAGUUGAGAGACAAAAUCACUUCAGAACUGGGAAAAAACCUUUGAGUUGCUCUCAAACAAAACGGAAAGUUUUAAAGAAAAAAAUAGCCAAGAAAUCUUUCACCUGCACUCAGUGUGAAAAGAGUUUGACAUGCAAAUAUAGUCUUGAUGUUCACAUGAGACUACAUACUGGAGAGAAACCAUUUAAGUGUUCACACUGUGACAAAAGAUUCAGUCUUUCUGGAUACCUGAAAAGACAUGAGAGGAUCCACACUGGAGAGAAACCGUACACAUGUGAUCAGUGCGGGAAGAGUUUCGCAAUAAAAAGAAGCCUUACGGUACAUAUGAGAAUUCAUACUGGAGAGAAACCAUUCACUUGUGAUCAGUGUGGAAAGAGUUUUACACAAUCAACAAACCUUAACGAUCAUAUGAACAACCACACUGGAGAGAAACUGCACACGUGUGAUCAAUGCGGCAAAUCAUUUAUGUGGGCUUCAGUACUGAAGAAACACCUGAAUGUUCAUACAAAGGAGAAGCCACAUUCAUGUUAUUUGUGUGGAAAGAGAUUUUCAUGUCAACAAAAUUUGAAAGAACAUCAGAAAAUACAUACUGGUGUGAGAGAGUACAUGUGCUUUGAGUGUGAAAAGACUUUCACUUUUUUAAAAAGUUUAAAACAGCAUGAGAGGAUCCACACUGGAGAAAAACCUUACAAGUGUUCACACUGUGACAAGAGAUUCAAUCAGUCAACAAACAUGAAAAUUCAUGAGAGGUUCCACACUGGAGAGAAACCGUACACUUGUGAUCAGUGCGGGAAGAGUUUCACACAGUCAGCAAGCUUUAAGAUACACAUGAACAUCCACACUGGAGAAAAACCGUACGCAUGUCAUCAGUGUGGGAAGACUUUCAGACAAAAAGGAAACCUUACGUCACAUAUGAGAGUUCAUACAGGAGAGAAACUGUUCAUUUGUGAUCAGUGCGGGAAGAGUUUUGCAAACUCAGCUGGCCUUAAGGAUCACAUGAAGAUCCAUACUGGAGAGAAACCUUAUGCAUGUGAUCAAUGCGGCAAAACAUUUAUGUGGGCUUCAGUUCUGAAGAAUCACCUGAGAGUUCAUACCAAGGAGAAGCCACAUUCAUGUUAUUUGUGUGGAAAGAGUUUUUCACGGCUACAAAAUUUAAAAGUACAUCAGAAAAUACACACGGGUGUGAGAGAGUUCAUGUGUUUUGAUUGUGAAAAGACUUUUACUUCAGCAAAGUGUUUAAAACAGCAUGAGAGGAUUCACACUGGAGAGAAACCUUACAAGUGUUCACACUGUGACAAGAGAUUCAGUGAUUCAGGAGACCUGAAAAGACAUGAGAGGAUCCACACUGGAGAGAAACCGUAUGUGUGUUCACACUGCGAUAUGAGAUUCAGUGCUUCAGGACAGCUAAAAAGACACGAGAGGAUUCACACUGGAGAGAAACCAUAUCACUGCACUGCAUGUGGGAAGCGUUUCAGUCAAUCAUCUUCUCUACACAAUCAUACAAAAAACAAUCACUGCAAGUAGAUCAUCUUCAGAUAAACACUUUCAGGUCUGAUGCUGCGUCUUCAUGAAAUGUGGCACUAUAUUGCAUCAAGCAAUACAAUAUCAUCUGGAUAAAUCAGUCCAAACCAGUCAUUACAAGCGACAGGACAAAGAAACAUUAUCACAGUGAAUAAAGUUAUUCUUUUUUCAAAACCAGCAGAUUGAACUGUGAGAUUCAGAUCAACUCAAAGAUAGAGUUCCUUCCCAAAGAACUGUCAAAAAUGUUUUUUUUUUUUAUUGUGCUUUCUUAUGAAUUUCAUAUGCAUUAUAAGACAAUUAUAUGAAUAUGAAAUAUGUAUCACUUGAAGUUCGCUUACUCUAUCAUGAAGGGAGAGUAGAAGCUUUUUACAAACUGUUCUUGUUCAAGAAGCUGAAGAGGCUGUAACACAUUUAAGAGAGACUGAGAUUUAAUUUUAAUUUGAUCUUUGUUGUUUUAAAUAACCAAGUUAUUCUUCCACUUAAUAUGUAUUUAGGAAAUGCAGAUGCAAAAUGUACUGUCAUGUAGCGUUCCAAUGAUCCAUAUUUGCUUCUUUUGUAAGUAGGAAUGAAUACCUGAACCCGGUAUUAAACAAGCCCUAAUAAAUUACGAAAGACUGUAUCGAUACGCUCUGAUGUUAACUUUUCUGCUUUUGGUGCUGGGGAAAUUAACCCUUUCACUGGUGAAAUUAAAAUAUUCUAGCGGUCCCCCCAGAUCGCUUUUAUUUAGUUUUUCCUUUUUUAUUAAAAAAAAUCAUAAACUUGCUCACCAUAUCAUCAACUAUCUGAUAUUCCAAUUCACAAAUAUAUGUAAAUGAGUGUGUUUUGUCAUUUAAAAACCAUUCUAAAUGAUCUUGAUCGUGAUCUGUAACGUGAGAUGUUUGUUUGUUCACACUGAGAGUCCUGUCAGUUGGAUUUAACGCACGUAAAUUCAUAAAUUUCUCCCGAAAUACAUGUAAGUAAGUGGCUGGUGAUUUGGGAGAAGAAUAGAGUGAACGUUAUAGUCACUUACACUAUGUGUAUCUGAUAUUAAUAAAACAC
Molecule: messenger RNA, 2817 nt
Organism: Cyprinus carpio (common carp)
Lineage: Eukaryota; Metazoa; Chordata; Actinopteri; Cypriniformes; Cyprinidae
Biological process (GO): regulation of transcription by RNA polymerase II
Molecular function (GO): RNA polymerase II cis-regulatory region sequence-specific DNA binding; DNA-binding transcription factor activity
Source: RefSeq, a predicted model, not a curated record